AGAUGGGUUUUUAUUUAAUUUAAUUACCCAGAAGUUUUUUUUUACUUUUAUUAAAAAAAUUUAUAAUUUUGGAUUUUUAGGUGAUAAAUUAUAUUGAAGACAUAGAAUUAUAGUACUGUUCAGGCUCUUUGAAGGAAGGUGGUAUUUGACUUUUGAUUUUAAAAAGUCUUCAUUUUUUGAUGGCAUGAUGUGUUUUAUCAAGAUCUGCUUGUAUAUAUAGGGGUUAUUUGAGUUUAUGGAGUUAUCUUGUUUAUAAAGGUGUGUUCUUGAUGAAAUUGAAAACCGAAUAGAAUUCGUAGUAGGAUAGUUGUAUUUAGAGGGUAAAAAGAUGAAUGAUGAGGCUAAUUCUUGGAUCAGAAGAACAAAAUUUUCGCAUACGGUUUGUCACAGAUUGGAUUCUGCAAGAUUAGCCUCAUUUUUAACAGAUGUUGAACCAAUUCGACUUUCGGGUAUAAAAACUAGGCCUACAAAAGCUAUUGUAGAGCCUAAAACCGACAUUGGUAGUCCUAGAAUCCAAGCAAAUCCUGUUACAAAUAAGUAUAGAACGGUAACCCCACCGCCCAAAACCACCGUUCCUGACACCUUUAAGGAAGCAAGGUCUAACACAAAACGAUUCUCGACUCCACAUCCGCAAAGGGUAGAAACAGAGAAAGGGUAUAAAGGGAAAAAGAUGUUUCAAAGAAAUAUGACGGCUGUUGAUAUGAGGUCUCCCCCUAAUGGUAAUAGUCCUCUUAAACACUUUAAUUCGAUGAAGAUUACUGAUAAGAAGAAGAUGAAAAGGGAUUAUUCGUGGUCAAAGUUGUUUGAUCAUGGUGGAGGGAAAGUUAUUUCGAUUGAAACGAUUGAUGAUCACAUGGUUGAUCGUUCGCAGCUUUUUCUCGGCCAUAGAUUUGCUCAUGGUGCUAAUAGUCAACUUUACCAUGGAAUUUACAAGGGUGAAGCUGUCGCUGUAAAGAUAAUUAGGGUUCCAGAUGAUGACGAUAAUGAAGAACUAGGAGUUCGACUCGAAAAUCAGUUUGCAAGAGAAGUUAAUCUUUUGUGUCGUCUCCACCAUCAAAAUGUGAUUAAGUUUGUUGCGGCUUGGAGACAACCAUCGGUUUUCUGUAUUAUUACUGAGUACCUUUCUGAAGGUUCAUUGAGGGCAUACUUGCAUAAACUUGAGGAUAAUACUGGAAAAGAGAAAGAAUAUCUCCCAUUAGAGACACUUAUUAAGAUGUCUUUAGAUAUUGCUCGUGGAAUGGAAUACAUUCAUUCGCAAGGCGUUAUUCAUAGGGACCUCAAGCCUGAAAAUAUUCUAUUAAACAAAGAUUUCCAACUCAAAAUCGCUGAUUUUGGGAUUGGCUGCGAAGAGGCGUAUUGUGAUUUCUUGGCAGACGAUCCCGGAACGUACCGUUGGAUGGCACCUGAGAUGAUUAAACGAAAAUCAUAUGGUCGGAAGGUUGACGUAUAUGGAUUUGGGCUGAUUCUAUGGGAGAUGGUGGCUGGGACUAUUCCGUACAAAGAUAUGACCCCUAUUCAAGCUGCAUUUGCUGUAGUUCAUAAGAAUCUAAGACCACCUAUUCCGGCUAACUGUCCACCGGCAAUGAGAGCAUUAAUAGAGCAAUGUUGGUCUACGUAUCCUGAAAAAAGGCCGGAAUUCUGGCAAGUCGUGAAGGUAUUAGAAGAAUUUGAAAGUUCAGUUGCUCGUGAUGGAAACUUGAACCUAUUACAACACCCGGCUUCGUUAGAUAAUAAAAAGGGGCUUCGCCAUUGGAUUCAGAAACUCGGGCCUCAUCAUCAUCAACAUCAACAUUCACAUCAACACAACUAUCCCAUGCCGAAACCAAGGUUUUCAUAAAAGUUCCCGAGCUUUAUUGUAAUUACAGAAACGAUUGUUCUUCACUUUUUGUCCUUUUCUUAUGUGAAUGAUUAGCUAGCUUUUACAUAUACAUUGUUGUUAAAGAUUGUUUUCUAAAUACAUCACAGAAAACCCAACACAUAUCGGUCGUAUUUUACCUGUGAAUAUGAUUUUGAGUUUGGAUC
Erigeron canadensis is the source of this 2022-nucleotide messenger RNA. RefSeq names its product serine/threonine/tyrosine-protein kinase HT1. Gene Ontology annotation, biological process: protein phosphorylation. Gene Ontology annotation, molecular function: ATP binding; protein kinase activity. The record is from RefSeq and is a predicted model, not a curated record. The transcript has 5 exons. NCBI's taxonomy places the organism in Eukaryota, Viridiplantae, Streptophyta, Magnoliopsida, Asterales, Asteraceae. Bases 329 to 1837 code for a protein of 502 amino acids.